Pistacia vera is the source of this 723-nucleotide messenger RNA. RefSeq lists its product as uncharacterized. NCBI's taxonomy places the organism in Eukaryota, Viridiplantae, Streptophyta, Magnoliopsida, Sapindales, Anacardiaceae. The record is from RefSeq and is a predicted model, not a curated record. The coding region runs from base 1 to 723 and encodes 240 amino acids. The transcript has 3 exons.
AUGGUGAAGCUUGCAUCGGCACGAGAGAGCCGAAUUUACGGGCCCCGGUUAUCGAGGAACCGGGCGGAAUACACAAACGCUGGGCUGUAUGUAUUUGCUACGAUUGUUCUAUUGACUGGUUUUGCAGCCGAGUUUUCCUGGGAACCGAAGUCGGGUUUGGUGCUUUUGCUUAUAGCUUCAGCGUUGAUGAUGGUGGUUAAUGCUCAUGAUCUUCUUGCCCAUCUUGCGGGUUUCGAUUAUCGGUUUCCAUUGAUGGAAUUUGAUGUCCAGCUUGCGCUCGUUGAGUUUGCAGUUCCUGUUGUUCAGAUUUUGGGAUCCCUUCUUUUGUUCUUGGGAAUUCUCUUUCUCUUCAUUCAGAAAGUGAAAGGAUUUGGUUUCUUUAAAUUGGAAAAGCAUGCUUUGAACAUGCUUAUUGCUGGCCCUGUUUUAUGGGGAAGUACUUGGGUGUGGUUGGGAAUUGGUGCAAGCAUAUUGUUCUUCGUCGGAGGGAUAACGAAUGUGGUAAAAGUGUUCAAGAUGCAACAACUUAAUGUGCUGCGGCUUGAGAAACUGCGAGGAGGAGCACAAGAGAGACUAGUUCAAGAAAGAGAAGGCCAUGUUCCACUCAUUAUAGAAGAACAUCAGAGGAUAAAAAAGCCGGCUGCUCCAGUAGCAGCCGGGGAAACAGAACCAGCAAUUGUAGGAUCUCCAACACCUUACAAGGAUGUGCUUGUUCGCACUUGA